This is a messenger RNA of Cicer arietinum (chickpea), 2480 nucleotides long. RefSeq names its product ETHYLENE INSENSITIVE 3-like 3 protein. Gene Ontology annotation, molecular function: DNA-binding transcription factor activity; DNA binding. Gene Ontology annotation, cellular component: nucleus. The record is from RefSeq and is a predicted model, not a curated record. NCBI's taxonomy places the organism in Eukaryota, Viridiplantae, Streptophyta, Magnoliopsida, Fabales, Fabaceae.
CACAUUUUCUCUCUCUUCUCUCUGUUUUUCUCUCUCCUCUCUCUCUCUCUCUCUUAACUAUUUAUCUAAAGCAUCACCGAAAUGAAUUGAAUUAAAAAAAUUGGGGACAAUUUGGGUCGCAAAAUCAAAACCCUUUUUGGGUUCUUAUGAUUUAUUGGUGAAUUCGUCAUCGUCGUCAUCUCCAUCAACAAUAAAAUAAAAUAAAAUAAAAACGCAGCGUACCCACAACGAAUCGUUCAUUUUUUUGUGAUUGCAAUUCGCAAAUUCAUCCUUCGUGUAAUCUUUCGCACCAAUUUUCAUAGAUGGGUGAUAUUGAAGAAAUUGGAGCUGAUGUUUGCUCAGAUAUAGAUGUUGACGAUAUUAGAUAUCACAAUAUAGCUGAGAAAGAUGUCAGCGAUGAAGAGAUUGAACCAGAAGAUUUGGAGAGGCGGAUGUGGAAGGAUCGUAUCAAACUCAAAAGGCUCAAGGAAAAACAAAAGCUUGCGGCACAGCAAGCUGCAGAGAAGCAAAAGCCAAGGCAGUCAACUGAUCAAGCUCGCAGAAAGAAAAUGUCGAGGGCUCAAGAUGGGAUUCUUAAGUAUAUGCUGAAGCUUAUGGAAGUCUGCAAAGCGCGUGGAUUUGUGUAUGGAAUCAUUCCUGAGAAGGGAAAGCCUGUUAGUGGUUCUUCAGAUAACAUAAGAGCUUGGUGGAAAGAAAGGGUGAAAUUCGAUAAGAACGGCCCUGCAGCCAUAGCCAAGUACGAAGCAGAGUGUCUUGCUAUGAGCGAGGCUGAUAAUAACCGAAAUGGGAACUCCCAGAGCAUGCUUCAAGACCUGCAAGAUGCAACACUUGGGUCACUCUUAUCUUCUUUGAUGCAACAUUGUGAUCCUCCUCAGAGGAAAUAUCCGUUGGAAAAGGGUAUUCCCCCGCCUUGGUGGCCAACUGGGAAUGAAGAUUGGUGGUCGCAUUUGAAUUUACCUCAUGGUCAGAGUCCUCCGUAUAAGAAGCCACAUGAUUUGAAGAAGAUGUGGAAAGUGGGAGUGUUAACUGCUGUUAUAAAGCACAUGUCGCCCGAUAUUGCAAAAAUAAGGAGGCACGUCCGCCAAUCAAAAUGCUUGCAAGACAAGAUGACAGCAAAGGAAAGUUCGAUUUGGUUGGGUGUAUUAAGUCGAGAAGAAGCUCUCAUUAGGCAGCCAAGUAGUGAUAACGGUACGUCUGGAAUAACCGAAAUGCCACCUGGUGUUCCUGUCGAGAAUAAGCAAGCUGCUGCUAGCAGUGCUAGUAACUACGAUGUUGACGGUAUCACUGAUGAUGGCGUUGGUUCUGUUUCUUCUAAAGAAGACAGAAGCAAUCAGUUUAUGGAUACCGAACCAUCAGAUAACUCGCGCAGGAAUCCUGUUCAAUAUACAGAUCAAGCUAAGAAGCAACCUAGAAAGAAAAGACCCCGUUCGAAGUCAAGUGCAACCGAAAAAUUACCAGCGCAAUCUGACAAUGAAAUUUUGCAUGUUGAACCUAGAAGCAAAAUGCCAAAUAUGAACGAAACAGAAGCACAGGUUGUCGGACUCCAGAUUCCUCAUGAAAAUGAACAGGGCAACGGGACAGAUUCUGUUUUGAGAUUGCCGAAUAAAGGACACGAGGUGCCAGCUCAGCUACCAGCACCCGAGUUUGAUCAUAUCUCUUAUCUGCAUGCAAACAAUAUGAUAUCCUCAGAAAAUGUGUAUAUGGGUGGAAGGCCAUUGCACUAUCCUCAGUUGCAAAACCCCAACAUACCCAACAUGCCACACGAAGCUGCUUAUAAUAUUUACAAUCCAGUGGCUGGAUAUGGUCCUAGCCACGAUGGGCAGCAUUUGCAGCCCGGAAACAGUGAACCAAUUAGGCCGGAGAACUCUGCAAUAUCUAUGCCUGCAGGUGCAGCACAAAUGAAAGGUGAUGAAAUUAAUGGAGGAGACUUGAAUUAUUUCGGCAAAGACGCGUUCCAAAAUGAGCUCGAUCGGCCUAUAGAUCCCUUCUUUGGCUCGCCAAUCAGUAACUUGUCAUUUGAUUUUGGAGGACUUAACAGUCCACCAUUCCAUUUAGAUGAUUUCUUGGGUGAUGAUGAAAUGAUCCAAUACUUCGGAGCAUAGAUGAUUAUUGGAACUAGUGACUCAGCAGAAGCUGAACUAAAGAAAUUCCAGCACUCAAUGUUCAAAUGGGUGAAGGUUCAAAGAUUGAUAUUAACGUUUAUGCAGUUUGAGGCGGAAAGGUAUAAUAAUGUUAACAUUGAUGAGAAGUCUUAAAUUUGCUGUGCUUGAAGAACCGACUGAAUUGUAGUAUGAAUUUUGUUUAAUUAAUUAUUACCCCAUUACCAUAUCAAUAUAUGUUUUGGGGUUUCAUGUAAAUGCGUUAUUUGUUGGGUUGGUUGAACUACACAUUUGAAUAUUUUUAGGUUAAUUUAUUUGGGAUAGGGUUGCUUCAAUGCUUCUAAAUUUUAAUAAAUUAUCGGUCUUUGUGGUCUUUUAUUC